Messenger RNA from Pediculus humanus corporis (human body louse), 2595 nucleotides. Its product is annotated as light protein, putative. Bases 1 to 2595 code for a protein of 864 amino acids. Gene Ontology annotation, biological process: vesicle-mediated transport; protein targeting to vacuole; macroautophagy. Gene Ontology annotation, molecular function: protein binding. The transcript is spliced from 9 exons. Lineage: Eukaryota; Metazoa; Arthropoda; Insecta; Psocodea; Pediculidae. The record is from RefSeq and is a predicted model, not a curated record. Gene Ontology annotation, cellular component: HOPS complex; late endosome.
AUGGAUAGUAAAGAAAUAAGCUCCAAUUCCAAUCACAGCAUUCAAACCAAUAAAGAAAAGGAUGAAGAUGAAGAAGAAGAAGAAGAGGAGGAGGAAGAAGAAGAAUUACCUAAACUUAAAUAUGCUAGGUUAAAAAAUAAUUUGACAGGAGUUUUAGGAAAAUGUUCAGCCACUUGUCUUGCUGUUCAUCCAAAAUUAAUUUGUAUGGGAACAACUUGGGGAUCAAUACAUUUAUUUGAUCAUCAAGGAAACAUAGUUAAAAAUUCAGAGGAAUUAAAAGGACAUUCAGUUUCGAUAAAUAAAAUAAGUAUGGAUGAAAGAGGGGAUUUUGUUGCCAGUUGUUCUGAUGAUGGUUAUGUUCAUGUUUGUGGCCUUUACACUUCAGAGAAUGAUUACGAUUUAAAUAUUGGACGUUUAGUUAAAUCUAUUGCUAUUGAUCCUUUAUAUUAUAAAUUGAAUUCUCAUAGGAGAUUUAUAACUGGAGAUGAAAGACUGGUUCUUCAUGAAAAAGCACUAUUAUAUGGUUUCAAAUCAACAAUGAUUAGUGAGGCUGAAGGAUUUGUGCAAAAUAUUGUUUGGAGUAAGCAAUUUGUUGCUUGGACUUCUGAUAUUGGUGUAAGAGUGUAUGAUGUAGAUAAUAAAUGCUCUCUUGGUCUCAUUAAGUGGCCUGAAAAUCGAUGUGUUACAUCUUCUGACUUCAGGUGCAAUAUGGUUUGGUUCGAUGACCUAACACUUUUGAUUGGUUGGGUUGAUGUUGUCAGAGUUUGCAGCAUCAGACGCAGAAAUAGUAGUGAAAAAAAUUUUGUUCUCCCUCAAAAACUACCACCUUACAGAAUAGAUAUUAUUUACUCUUUUACUACUGAUUUUUAUAUAUCUGGUAUUGCACCACUUAUAGAAUCUACUAAUAAAACCGAUUUACACAUUGUAUUAUUAGGAGUUGCAAAAACAUUAGAUGAUGAUGGGACUGUUAAACGACCAACACUUCAAAUUGUUCAGCCGAUUGGAAAUGAUUACAUUGAAGUAGCAGGACCAGAUGAACUUAUUUUUAAGGAAUAUAGAACUUACAAUUGUAAUGACUACCAUUUGGAGUCAGUUAGAAAAGAAAACCGGUACUUUAUUGUUUCUCCUCGUGAUAUUGUUGUUGCUUGUCCAUAUGAUGCAAAUGAUAAAGUUGCAUGGCUUAUAAAACAUCAGAAAUUUGAUGAUGCACUUGAAGCUGUUAAAGAUUCGAAUAAAUUUACAAUUUUAGAAGUAGGAAAAUCAUAUAUAGAUUAUUUAUUAUUGCAAAAAGAAUAUCGUAAAGCAGGUGAACUGUGUCAAAAAAUAUUAGGUAAAGAAAAAAAAUUAUGGGAAGAAAGUUUUUAUAAAUUUGCUCGAGUUCAACAGCUUAAAGCCAUUAGUUCUUACUUACCAAUCGGAGAUUACAAAUUGAGUCAACAAGUUUACGAAAUGGUCCUUUUUGAAUUUCUCAACACAGAUCCUCCUGGAUUUUUAAAAUUGAUUAAAGAAUGGCCUUCCAACUUAUACCAUGUUCCUGCCAUAAUAACAGCUGUGGUCAAUCAAAUCGUAGCCAUGUCGAUGAACGAUACCAAAAAUAUGAUAUUGUUGGAAGCUUUGGCUAUAUUAUACACUCAUGAAAAAAAAUAUGAUUUAGCUUUGAAAACAUAUUUAAAAGUCAGAGAUAAAAACAUUUUUUCUUUGAUCAAAAAGCAUAAAUUAUAUUCGUCCAUUCACGGUAUGGUUGAGCAUUUAAUGAAUUUGGAUCCGGAUCAAGCAGUUAUUUUGUUUUUAAAUAAUUAUUCAAUACCGGUCGAUGUGAUAGUGGAAAAAUUACAGAAUAAUCGAUAUUUCCUUCACAAAUAUUUAGACGCAUUAGACAAACAAGAUAAAGAUGGUGAAAUCAGUAGGAAAUAUCACGGUCAACUAAUCGAAUUACACGCUGAUUUCGCCCGUGAAAAAUUACUUCCGUUUUUAAGGAGAAGCGAUCAUUAUCCCAUACAGGAAGCAUUGAACAUAUGUCAGGAAAGGAAAUUUUUCCCAGAAAUGGUUCAUUUGUUGGCAAGAAUGGGUAAUUCAAAAGAAGCAUUAAUUUUAAUGACGGAAGAACUUAAAAACAUUGAACAAGCGACAAAUUUUUGUAAAGAACAAGAUGAUGCGGAAUUAUGGGAGAAUUUAAUACAGAGCUCGCUCAACAAACCGGAUUUCAUAACAUAUCUUUUACAAAAUAUAGGUACAGCAAUUGAUCCAAGACUUCUCGUCAGGAGAAUAGCACCGGGACUACCCAUUCCAGGUUUGAAAAAUUCAUUAGGGAAAAUGAUGAAGGACUAUCGUUUACAAGUUUCCGUUCAAGAAGGCUGUAAAAAAAUUUUGGUAAAGGAUUAUUUUAAUUUGCAAGCAAGGUUAAUAAAUACACACAGGAGGGGAAUAAGAGUCGACGACGAACAAAUAUGUGGGGCUUGCAACGAAAGAACAUUACAUCGGGGAGAUUCAACGAGUAAUUUAAUUAUUUUUUAUUGUAAACACAUAUUUCACGAAGAUUGCCUUAAUCUCACACAUCAUUGUUUAAUUUGUGACUCUCAAGUAAUAAAAAUUUAA